Messenger RNA from Plenodomus lingam JN3, 420 nucleotides. NCBI's taxonomy places the organism in Eukaryota, Fungi, Ascomycota, Dothideomycetes, Pleosporales, Leptosphaeriaceae. The record is from RefSeq and is a predicted model, not a curated record.
AUGUUGGUGUUUCGCUACACCACCACCAGUCAAUAUCCUAUUGUUUCGCCGACGCUACAGACCGCUCCUCCAUUGCUGCAUAAUCGGCAGCGCCCAGGAGGCAUGGAGACGCUUGGGUGCGGAUGCUUCCUCGGCCACUUUUUGACGGCUGAUCUACGUCGUGCCGGUACUUGUGGCAAAGACCCUGCGAUGACGAUUGGUACAGAUUGGCCCCCGUCUUCGACACUGCGUUCAUUAAUGUAUCAGCUUGGCCAUAAAAUGUAUCCAUAUAUUCUUCCAGGAGCUCUGUCUCAUUGUGCAGAUGCUGCGCAACCUCCAUGUGAUCUCAAGGGUGGGGUUAUCAUUCUUUGGAGUCAAGUUCGCGCCUUUGAGGAAGUUGAGCCGGACGGUCUUCCGGCUUUCGAUGGAAAGGCUAGGUAG